UUACGACGUGCUGAGUGUUCUGAGUGCAUGUGCGUUCAUUUCCUCUGCGUGUUUCAGGGAAUGGCUACUCACGGAGGAACCCGCUCCGCGGGUGGUUCCGCCCUGCGUGGGGACGAACGUCGAGGGACGACGUCGUCACCGGCAAGGGAAACGAGUCGGGGAGGUGACGGUGGGGAGGAAGAACGACGGGCUCAAAACUUGUGUUGCGACUACAGCAAGCGUGUCUGGUAUUUGGACUGGGCGAGCCAGGAUGGCUCCGACCCGUUAAAACCACCGUGCGGGCCGGUCUUGUUCGUCACCGGUCGCGGCGAUAGGACGCGUCUCGCAGGGUCCAUCGUCGAGUGGGUCGACGAAGGCGACUACAAUUUCAGAUUUACCUUACGGAAGCUUUACAGAAGUGAUGGUUUCGUCGACGACAUCGCAAAAGGAUGCAAGGUUGCGGGGAAGAUGUUCGGCGGGUACGGUCGGGGUGCGAUAUCUUUGCCCUCCUUUGUCCCACUAGCGCCAGGAUACGACGAAGCCGUUCACGUGACAGACUUCCUCGAGGUUUGGGCGAGUUCAAUUCCCUCUGGCAAUGCCAUGGACGUCGUCCCUAGGACAUCGAUCAGUGGUCUUGUUGUGUUCGUGGGAGGAGAGUGCUUUAAAAGGAGGAUGGGAGGUCAGGGUGAACUACCAGCUUCGCCUUCUGAUCAAGAGGUGGGCAUGUCAGACGACUCGGAGGACGACCAUCCGCGUGCUCCUUUGAAACCAGGCUUGCAAGGAUCUCGCCGCCAAGGAUUGACGACUCCUCGUCGUCUGGUCGAAAGAAUCGGCGAGUUCGUUCGUGGCAGGCAGGUGGUCGAGGUUUCGUCGGGCGAUCGCGCGGGUAGCUCACAAGCUCGAGAGGUGUGUGGGUCAGAUGAGACGACUCACUGGGCCCGCCCUGCGCCUGCACAACUGCAGAUGGAGGCGAGCCCACAACGAGAAGCAGGUGGGAACGUCGCCGGUGAGGAUGAGGUGUUCGAGCUGGGGCUGUUUCGUGAGAAAUCGCCUGAAAUAACUCAAUCGGGAGGCAAGCGCAACUUGCCAGUUAAGGAAGAGCGAGAGGGAGCAGGUGCUCUGAAAAGGCAGAGAAAAGAAGGAGGGAGUGCUCGGACGCCAACGACACGACAGGGAGGUUCCGAUGAGAAGAUGAAAAGGGUUGGAGGUGGGGAUGAAGCGCCCAAAGAUUCAUCGACACGGGGAAGAACCGAUGAGUCUUCCGGGAAGAGGUCGAAAUCGUCGAGGGAGAAGAAAGCAGAUGAGGGCGAGAGCGGGGAAAGGGAUGAGGAAUGCGUUUUCCUCGAGAUGAAGAAAAGGGUGCAGAGGGACGUCGUGUUGCACAUCCAUCCCGAAAGAAUAUUGCCUAUUCCAGACUGGGAAAACGCGUACAACCGCCGAUCCUUGGACGAGUUCCUCGUUGAUACCAUCACGUCAGCUAUGAUCGACUGCUACAAACGUAAAGACAUGAGAUACACGAAGCCGAUUUUCGUUCUCGCUCCGAUCGUCGCGCCUCCGAAGAAGGACGAGUCUGCUGUGCUCGUGCUGCCUUGUGACUUCGACGGCUCACACCCCGAGAAAUACUGGUAUUAUCCUGUGUGUGGACAGCAUAACACGAGGGCGGUGAUGAAGGUCAAAGACCAUCCCGUGUUUAACUACUACAGCUUCUGUAAAUGGUCGUUUAGACCGAUUUACUUCCCUGACGACGAGUUCGACGGCUACGCCCAUGUCAGCUGAGAAGACAACAUGAAAGACAAGAAGAAUCCACCGCGCUUGCAGGUUCUGUCUAUGCGGGACAUUCGCAAUAUCUGGAAAAUAAAGGGGAAACCGCGUG
This is a messenger RNA of Chara braunii, 1852 nucleotides long. Lineage: Eukaryota; Viridiplantae; Streptophyta; Charophyceae; Charales; Characeae. The record is from the annotation of a GenBank genome assembly.